AUGCAAGGGAAAAAAGGAAUAUAUGAAAAGGAAGAUUCAACGACGAUUGAUUCACUACAUCCUCCUCGUCAAUAUAGAGGUCGUUAUCACACAACCUGGUCUAAAAAUGCAAGGGAAAAGGAGUAUAUGAAAAGAAGCAUAAGAGUGGUUGUCUUUGUUCUCACUCGACAUUUUCAUAUCUUCUUUAAUUUCCCUUUUCUUUUCUCCCCUCAUAAUUUUUGUUUGUGUUCUCGCCGCCCGUCGCCCGGAAAAUUUCAUUUCCGGCGGUCCGCAGCUACACUUUUUCUUUCUUUCACUCUGUUGUACGAAAUUUCCGGAGCCGAUCAAGCUCGGUCGCUCGCACUCGCUUCGAACUUUGAGCUCUUGGAGAAAAGACGGGAGGGAAAAAAUAAGGCGGGCCGCCGGGUGGAUGGUGAUUUCAGGUUUUCGUGGUGGCGGGAUGGCGGCGGCGUCAGCGACGUUGGGGCGGUGAGAGAUUCAGAUGGGAUGACAGAUAUUGCCAGUAGCAACUCAGAACGUGACAUUGAACAGCAAAGAAAAAAAAAAUCUGAGGCCUGGUCACCGAGCAAGAAGAGUAAGAGGCAAGCGAUGAUAGCUAUCAAGGCGGCGACGGAGUACCGCUUGUUCGAGCCGCCACUUUCCGGCGACAAGGCCCGCCGCCUCUGGCUUUAG
Molecule: messenger RNA, 672 nt
Organism: Striga asiatica
Lineage: Eukaryota; Viridiplantae; Streptophyta; Magnoliopsida; Lamiales; Orobanchaceae
Source: the annotation of a GenBank genome assembly